Molecule: messenger RNA, 2532 nt
Organism: Rhea pennata
Lineage: Eukaryota; Metazoa; Chordata; Aves; Rheiformes; Rheidae
Gene: SLC7A6
Product: solute carrier family 7 member 6
Exons: 10
Coding region: 234-1790 (518 amino acids)
Biological process (GO): amino acid transmembrane transport
Cellular component (GO): membrane
Molecular function (GO): L-amino acid transmembrane transporter activity
Source: RefSeq, a predicted model, not a curated record
AAAACUAACUUGUUGUUCUAAUUGACCCUGAGUUAUUCAUCUUUCUGCUCUGUAGUAAAUGGCGAAAGCAUACACUGAGGGGCAAGAGCAGAUGAAUGAUGGUGCAUUUUGGUGCUGAUGUUCUUUACCUGACUGAUAAUCCAGUAAUCAGAGGUACAUUUGAAAUUUAAGAUGGAAGAAGGGGUUUCAAGAAUUGUCGUUUGGAGUCGCAGAGAAUUCCCAGCCUUUCCGCAAUGGGAGAAAGGACUGAUUGUACAAAGUCACAUAGCUCACUGGCUGAAUACAGCCCCGUCAAUAAAUCAGACAGGACCGAUCAAGGGGACAGCUGUGAAAUGCAUGAUGGAAACCAAAAUACAAUGCAACUGAAGAAAGAAAUAUCAUUGCUAAAUGGGAUAAGCCUUAUAGUAGGCAACAUGAUUGGUUCAGGUAUCUUUGUCUCUCCUAAAGGAGUUCUCCUCUACAGCAAAUCCUAUGGAUUGUCUCUAAUAAUUUGGGCAAUUGGAGGGAUUUUUUCAGUCUUUGGAGCUCUUUGCUAUGCUGAACUUGGAACCACUAUUACCAAGUCAGGAGCCAGCUAUGCUUAUAUCUUGGAGUCUUUUGGGAGCUUCAUUGCUUUUAUUCGUUUGUGGACCUCACUCCUAAUUGUUGAGCCAACUAGUCAGGCGAUCAUUGCCAUCACCUUUGCUAACUACCUCGUUCAACCUUUCUUCCCUUCUUGUGAUCCUCCAUAUUUUGCUUGCCGUCUCAUAGCAGCUGCUUGUGAAUGUCUUCUAACAUUUGUAAAUUGUGCUUAUGUUAAAUGGGGAACACGAGUGCAGGAUGUAUUUACUUAUGCUAAAGUCAUUGCUCUUAUUGUCAUCAUCAUAACUGGACUUGUUAAAAUCUGCCAGGGACAUACAGCACACUUUGAGGCCUCUUUUGAGGGAUCCUCUUUUGACGUUGGAGAUAUUUCCCUCGCGCUCUAUUCUGCCUUGUUCUCUUACUCUGGUUGGGAUACACUCAAUUUUGUAACAGAAGAGAUCAAAAACCCGGAAAGGAAUUUGCCACUCGCUAUUGCAGUGUCUAUGCCAGUUGUGACUGUUAUCUAUAUUAUGACCAAUAUAGCUUAUUAUACAGUGCUGGAUGUUAAUGCUGUUCUUUCUAGUGAUGCUGUGGCAGUGACAUUUGCUGACCGGGUAUUUGGUAUCUUCAGCUGGACAAUUCCCAUUGCUGUAGCCUUCUCUUGUUUUGGUGGACUUAAUGCUUCAAUUCUAGCAUCAUCAAGGCUAUUUUUUGUAGGAUCUCGAGAAGGUCACCUUCCUGAUCUGUUGUCUAUGAUCCACAUAAAGAGGUUCACACCUGUGCCAGCACUGCUCUUCAAUUGUACUAUGACCCUCAUUUACCUGGCUGUAGAAGAUGUUUUUAAGCUUAUUAAUUACUUCAGUUUCAGUUACUGGUUUUUUGUUGGUCUGUCAAUUGCUGGGCAAUUAUAUCUACGUUGGAAGGAACCAGAUCGACCCAGGCCUCUAAAGCUGAGUGUGGCUUUCCCAAUAAUAUUCUGUAUAUGCUCAGUAUUUCUGGUGGUAGUACCACUCUAUAGCGACACGAUAAAUUCAUUGAUUGGAAUUGGCAUUGCUUUGUCUGGAGUUCCAGUCUAUUUCUUGGGAGUCUAUUUACCUGCAUCCAGGAGACCUGCUUUUAUCAACAAGAUUUUAGGUAUAAUCACACGAAACGUGCAGCUGCUCUGUUACUGUGUUCUAACAGAGAUGGACCCAAGUGAAGAAAAGAAGUUAGAAAUCAAAUCCAACUAAAACUGCAAAGCCAUUACAAACAGCAGGAGGGAGGAUAAAGCAAAUAUUACAAUUAAAGGGAAAAAUGGAAAAAGUGGUUCUAGUGGUCUUUCAGAAAUACUGAAAAUGUACUUACCUGCAGUUGGAUUCCUGAACAGAUCAUGCCCAGGUAUCAUCCUCCUAAAGUGUGUUUUCAUUGGACAAUCAUUAGCUACUUAUUUUGCAUGUAAGCAAUAUCUCAGUAUUGUUCAAAAGUGGUAUUAAAAUGGUAAGAGGAGAGCUGGAUUUCUAAAUUAGAGCUGAUGAAUCAAAUUUGUUUUCUGCAGAACUAGACAGUGGAAUAAUGUGUUUUUAAAGUUAAGCCAAAAACCACUUGGAGUCAAAAGACUAAAAGCUACUUUCAGCUCAGUUCUGAUGGAUGUUGCAUGAAACGACCUGCUGUGCUAUCUCGGUUCUUAUUCCAGAAGACAACUGGCAACAACAAAAUUAUUUAGCAGGAAAAAGAACAGCAUUUAUGCUACACUGUUUAAAGACUGAACCACCCUUUCUCCCUUAAAGUUAAGACAUUUCAUUUUGUAUGCUGUACUGAAAUGUGGUAUCUUGCUGUUGCAAGAUAAUCUUUGUUGAUUAAAUCACCUUUCAUGAGAUGCAGAUUCCUUAGCACUGAAGAUUUGAUUUAACACUUGAUGAUUAUGCAUGGAUUCUUCCCUGCUAGCUUGUAAGUACUUGGUCAUCUUCUGACAAGUUUAUAUGAAACUUCCAA